GCCGCUCAGGUGGAAGUGACGCUCACCCCCCGCUACCCAAAAUGUCGGCGCCCAGAAGGAGGUGUAAGUAAUUAAAGAGGAAAGCCGACUGACUUCCCCCAGGCCUGGAGGGGGGAAGUGCCGCCUAGUCUGCAGACCUUCCGCCACGCGCAAGCCAGAAAACGCCCCGUGUCACUAUGGAUGACGCCCCGCUGCCCGCGGCCCCUGCUCCCAUCUCUGCGCCAGUACCUGCACCACCUGCCGCCACUCCCCGGGUCCCCUUUCACUGCAGCGAAUGUGGCAAGAGCUUCCGCUACCGCUCCGACCUGCGGCGCCAUUUCGCACGACACACGGCUCUCAAGCCCCACGCGUGUCCCCGCUGUGGCAAGGGCUUCAAGCACAGCUUCAACUUGGCCAACCAUCUGCGCUCACACACUGGGGAGCGGCCCUACCGCUGCACCGCCUGCCCCAAGGGCUUCCGCGACUCCACGGGUCUGCUGCAUCACCAGGUCGUCCACACUGGUGAGAAGCCCUACUGCUGCCUGGUCUGCGAGCUGCGCUUCUCCUCCCGCUCCAGCCUGGGCCGCCACCUCAAGCGCCAGCACCGCGGCGUGCUCCCAUCUCCCCUGCAGCCCAGCCCGGGCUUACCCCCCUUGAAUCCCCCCUGUUCUGUCUGCUGCAACGUGGGGCCCUGCUCGGUGUGUGGGGGCGCCGGCGCAGGCGGCGGAGAGGGCCUGGAGGGGCCGGGCACGACCAGCUGGGGCCUGGCCGAGGCCGCCGCCGCAGCCGCGGCCUCCUUGCCACCGUUCGCGUGCGGGGCCUGUGCCCGGCGUUUUGACCACGGCCGGGAGCUGGCCGCCCACUGGGCCGCGCACACCGACGUGAAGCCGUUCAAAUGCCCGCGCUGCGAGCGCGACUUCAACGCGCCCGCGCUGCUGGAGCGGCACAAGCUCACGCACGACCUGCAGGGGACCGGCGCGCCCGCCACACAGGUCUGGGCCCCCGGUGCGGGGGCGGAGGUGGCCGGGGAGGGGGGCGCGGUGCAGGUGGGCGAUGCCCCGCCGGCCUGGGACGGUGAACUGCUUCUGAGCCCCACGGGGGGAGGCGUGCCGCAGUUGGCGCUGCUUCCCGGCAGCGUGGUGGUGGAGGCCCCGGCUCCAGCGGCCGUGGCCGAGACCUCGGAAGACACGCUGUACCAGUGCGACUGCGGGACCUUCUUCGCCUCGGCCCCUGCCCUGGCCAGCCACCUGGAAGCCCACUCGGGUCCGGCCACGUACGGCUGCGGUCACUGCGGGGCUCUGUACGCGGCCCUGGCCGCCCUGGAGGAGCAUCGGAAGGUCAGCCACGGCGAGGGCGGCGGCGGGGAGGAGGCCGCCGCGGUGGUGGCCGCCGAGGGAGAGCAGCCCGCCGGGGAGCCCGCGUCCGGCUCCGGCCGUGGCAAGAAGAUUUUUGGCUGCUCCGAAUGCGAGAAGCUGUUCCGCUCUCCGCGGGACCUGGAGCGCCACGUGCUGGUCCACACCGGGGAGAAGCCCUUCCCGUGCCUCGAGUGCGGCAAGUUCUUCCGCCACGAAUGCUACCUCAAGCGCCACCGGCUGCUGCACGGCAGCGAGCGGCCCUUCCCCUGCCACAUCUGCGGCAAGGGGUUCAUCACGCUCAGCAACCUCUCCAGGCAUCUAAAGUUGCACAGGGGCAUGGACUGAAUAAGCCACGCCGGCCCUUCCUCAAGAAAACUGACCCCACUUACUGGACUCAGGAUAAAGCGGACACCUCAGCCCUCCAAAUCCAGAGCCAGACCCUUCCUCCCACUCCCACCUCCCAGAUGAACCUCCUGCCUGGAAAGAUGGUGCCACCCACACAGGACCACAGAUAAGCCACUCCCGUCAGCGAGGGGAUCCAAAGACCUAAUUAUUGCUAUGGCCGAACCUACAGAGGCUCCCAAGUUUGAAACCCCUGAAAUACGGACACCCCCAAAAGUCACUCUGGCCUCUUAAAUCUGGAGACGUAGGAAUGGCAAAUGGGUCUUCACAAGUACGUCAUCGAAUAAGAUGUGGGUACCCCCAAUGGGCAGACCACCCUACUUCGUGAGAGCCAUCAUUCCCAAUGACCUUCAUCUGGGGAGUAUGGAGGACAAUGUCCUUAACUUCCUGUAUCCUCUCCAAAAGAUAACCACCAGCCACCAGUGGUCCCAGAUGUGUUUAGCCGAAAUCUGCCUUUCCCCCAUUUCAUUUCCUGUGCCGAAAGAGGACCAGGGUAGAUGCCCCCUCCUUUCAAUUCCCCCGCUCUCUGAUUAGGUCUCCCACUACAGAAUAGAUUGACCCUACCAACCUCUCCCCUGCCCCUUCCUGAACACUAGAAUAGGAUUGUCCAGAAUCUCCCUACCCAGUAAGAUGGGUUGAUCCACGUGCACACGCCCCUGUAUCCACUUGGGAUGGGCCAGUACAGGUUGUGGCCUGACUCAGCCCUCCUUAGAAAUAGGACAGACACUCCCUUAAUGCUGUAGAGUGUGGUCCAGACCUCUGUCCGUGUUACUCCCCAUCCUGUGCCUGUGACCAAGUGGAGGAGAUGGAUGUCUAGCACCUGUCCCUUGUUCCAUCUGUUGAUGUCUGUCUCUGUGUUCCUCCCAACCCCAGGGGAAGGGGGAACUUGGCUAAGGGGUUCUCCCCCCUGUGAGCCUAAACCUCACCCCCUCAUCCCACUCUCCAGUGUCUCCAGGACUCCAAUAAACCCACUCCUAUGGGACA
Molecule: messenger RNA, 2720 nt
Organism: Jaculus jaculus (lesser Egyptian jerboa)
Lineage: Eukaryota; Metazoa; Chordata; Mammalia; Rodentia; Dipodidae
Gene: Fiz1
Product: FLT3 interacting zinc finger 1
Exons: 3
Coding region: 177-1679 (500 amino acids)
Source: RefSeq, a predicted model, not a curated record